Molecule: messenger RNA, 1220 nt
Organism: Diospyros lotus (date-plum)
Lineage: Eukaryota; Viridiplantae; Streptophyta; Magnoliopsida; Ericales; Ebenaceae
Product: protein IN CHLOROPLAST ATPASE BIOGENESIS, chloroplastic-like
Exons: 11
Coding region: 148-1179 (343 amino acids)
Source: RefSeq, a predicted model, not a curated record
UUGAACCCAAGCAUGGAGCCAUACGCCGGUAGGGCUCUGAAUUGAACACGUUGUCACAUUGGGCCUAGAUAUCUCGGCCCAAGCCCUACGCAGAUCAACUCGGAACAGCUAUCUGGAAAAGCUUGGUUGUGAGAGUAGAGAGGAGAGAUGAAGGUGGGCUGUCGAGUGGUUGCCGGCGGUCCACGAGCCGCCGCCUUGCCCACCCUACUCCUCGCCCCCAGAAGAGCUACAUUUCGAUGCUAUUCCUCUUCGACUUCUGACCACGUUUCAUUCAUCAAAGAGGUGGCUGCAACUCAGUCGCCCGAGCAUUUGCCUCAUCUUCUGAAAAUGCUUCAGGUUAGGGGUGAGCACAUAAUUUCACCUGGAAGCAAGCGAGGAUUGAUCCCCCUGGUUGUUCCUCUCUCAAAAGGCAACUCAGGUUAUGUAACUGCACUGCUGCGAUGGCCAACUGCUCCACCUGGGAUGGAUAUGCCAGUGGUGGAGGUUCGUAAACAUGGGGUAUGGCUUUUAGCUAAGAAUGUAGACCAAUAUAUUCAUAGAAUUCUAGUCGAAGAAGAUGCCAAAAAAUCUCAAGAAAGUGACAAGGAACUAUUUCAUGCUGCAGCUGGUGCUGGGGAGAAAAUUUACAAUAGGGGUGAUUUUGCUGCAUCUCAGAUUUCUGAUUUAGAUGUGUAUCUUCUAAGAAAGGUUGGCUUGUUUCCAGAUAUCUUAGAGCGCAGGGUGAUGCACCAUUUAGAAAAGGGGGAUCAUAUUUCAGCCAUGGUGACUGGGGAGUUUUACACAAAGAAGGAGCAUUUUCCAGGAUUUGGACGGCCUUUUGUUUUUAAUGCAGAGAUUUUGUUGAAGGUUGGUCGUAAGCUGGAAGCUAAAGAUGCAGCAAGGGGGGCUCUGAAAUCACCAUGGUGGACUUUAGGUUGCAAAUACCAGGAAGUUGCUGAAGUUGCUGAAUGGGAGGACGAACAAAUCGAGUAUAUCAAAGAGAAGGUGACGGAAGAGGGAAAGGAAGAAGAUCUGAAGAAAGGAAAGGAACCUGCUCAGAUAGCAUUGGAUGAAGCUGCCUUUUUGUUGGAUUUGGCUUCUGUUGAAGGGACAUGGGAUGACUUGUUGGAAAGAACUGCAGAAUGUUACAAGAGUGCUGGACUUUAUGACAUUGCGAAAUUUGUAUUAUACAGAGAUUGAGUAUUGAACUUGACUUCGGCAAGGUUUAAAAUAUUUUUACA